GAAAGAUCUAAACUCUGUUUGCGUUGGAAACUCUGCUGGAUAUUGGUUCGAAAGGUGUUUGAGCAGGAGAAUUGGAGAAGGAGAUGAUACUAUGUUUUGGGAAGAUAACUGGAUGGGUGGAGGUUUGGUCAUUGGUGCUUAAAUGGUUGGGAUUUCAUUUUGUGUCUCCUGGCGCGAUUUUAGACCAUUUCAACCAAUUUGUUGGGACUAGCUGCUGUUCAAACAAAGUUGGAUUGGCAUUAAUCUGGCUAGCUGUGGUGCAUCAGAUUUGGACCGGGAGGAAUGGAGUAAUUUUUCGGGGUAGUAUUCCUGAUCCCGUUGUGUUGUUUGAUUUGAUCAAGAGUAAGGCCUGGGAGUGGUUAAGAGCAAAGAAUAAGAGAUUUCUUCAUUCGUUCUCAGAGUGGUGUAUGGAACCUAUUGCCUGUUUAUCUGAUAUGUAA
Molecule: messenger RNA, 440 nt
Organism: Lotus japonicus
Lineage: Eukaryota; Viridiplantae; Streptophyta; Magnoliopsida; Fabales; Fabaceae
Exons: 2
Coding region: 84-440 (118 amino acids)
Source: RefSeq, a predicted model, not a curated record